AUGAACCCUGCCAACACGAAUAUACAACUACCGUCUAUUAAAUCAUUACUAAGCUCGAUAGAUACACAACCAACGCUCCAAGAUCAAUCUUCCAAUCACAAUAUACAGCAGAAAAAUGAAAGCUCGUUGAGUUUGUUAGCCACAACUAGCAAUAAUUUAAUGAAUAAAAAGUUUAUGGUUCCCAUUAGUACACCUACACCUACAUUGUACGCACACUCUCCGUUGCCGGUACUCAAUCAAAACUAUAAUGGUAUUGCCAAACUUCCUUCUCCCCCAAAUUACAUAACAACACAGGCAGAUAAUAUUACACCAUCUAUAAAUAACGAAAGUAUCAGCCCUGCGCCUCCUAUUAUAAAACAGGAUAUUUCUGUGGAAGCCAAAUCACAAAUUAGAAGAAAGAGUGAAUCAAUGCAUAAGAAAACCAUUGACAGAAGACAGUCCAGGUCCAACUUACCAAAAGAGACGAUACAAGUCCUGAACUCAUGGUUAUUGAACCAUUUAAACAAUCCAUAUCCUACGGCACAAGAGAAGAGAGAAUUGUUGAUUAAGACCGGAUUGACAAAGAUCCAACUUUCCAAUUGGUUUAUCAAUGUGAGAAGAAGAAAAAUAUUUAACGAUUAUUAUAAUUUGGCCAAGAGACAAAAUGAUGGCAGCCCAUCCUUUCAUAACGACUACGUUCAAGACAGUGGCGAAAAUAUGUCUACAGAAGUUCCUUUGACUAGAAGGAAAAAACUUAUCGAUAGAUUAAGAGAGUUGAAGAAAUUGACUAAAGAAGAUGAAUAA
Molecule: messenger RNA, 783 nt
Organism: Maudiozyma barnettii
Lineage: Eukaryota; Fungi; Ascomycota; Saccharomycetes; Saccharomycetales; Saccharomycetaceae
Product: homeobox domain-containing protein
Exons: 1
Coding region: 1-783 (260 amino acids)
Biological process (GO): regulation of DNA-templated transcription
Molecular function (GO): DNA binding
Source: RefSeq, a predicted model, not a curated record